Messenger RNA from Debaryomyces fabryi, 3102 nucleotides. RefSeq lists its product as uncharacterized. Gene Ontology annotation, cellular component: Golgi trans cisterna; Golgi medial cisterna; membrane. Bases 1 to 3102 code for a protein of 1033 amino acids. The transcript has a single exon. The record is from RefSeq and is a predicted model, not a curated record. NCBI's taxonomy places the organism in Eukaryota, Fungi, Ascomycota, Pichiomycetes, Serinales, Debaryomycetaceae.
AUGAAAACGGCAGAAGAAAGACUUAGGUUUAAAAAUCAUUUUUUCAAAUUAGGACAAGGUAGGUUAAUACCCAGCUCUGAUACUACCUACUGGGAUGCAUUUUGGAAAGAACCAGAGACAUCUAGUGACAUUUAUGAAUUACUUACACCAUAUGACAUAAGAACUAUUCGGGAGCAAAAUAGAGCUAAUUUUGUCUUAAUGAUAAGGGUGUUAAUAUUAAGAUUUACUUAUCUAGCACAGCAUGAAAAUUUCCCUAGUGAAGAUGCACCCAUAUCAGAAUUAUUGAAUUGCAUCCGUUUUUUAACCAAGCUACUACCAUUUUUAUUUGAAUUACCUGAGUAUUCUAGUGAGUUAGAGGAUAUUUUGUUUUGGUCGGAAACAUUUGAUCCAAUGGCAGUGGCCACCAGAUCAUCUUUAGAUAAUAUUCAGACAACAGUAAACGUGCUAGGAGGAGAAGAGAAAAAGGAAACGUCUGGAAAUAAAGAAAACAUUAUCGGUGUGAACUUGGUAAAAUGCUUAGUGGAUUUAUUGUUUAUCAGGUCGUUUACUAUGGAUGUGCCGAAUGGUGGAGAAGGCAGGAGUGGUAGUAAUAGAAUGAUGAGUGUAUGGGAGCCGGGAAUUGGAACAACAGCGAAAUAUCAAACUCCUAAUCUCAUGAUAGAUAGUAAUAGGAUGGAAGUAUUGAAGUUUAUGCUUAUUUUGAUGUCAACAUCCAUCUAUGAGGCGCCAUCUCAAAUUGUAUCUAAAGGAUCAAAAUUUCUUACGUUAUUGGUAGCUGCUACGCCGCGUGUGGAGUUAUUAAUUCUUGUCUGCUCCUUGAUAAACUUGUUGUGCAGAUCUUCUAGAACUCCUACCGAAGAAAAUAUGUUGUUUUACAAUAAUAUUGGGCUUACUGAAAUGAGACAUUUAUGUGUUACAUAUGCAGCCCAGUUAUUGACACUAAUGAUUGUCUACCCAUUACCCCCUCAGCAAAACUUGCAAUUUUUAUAUGAUCUUAACCUUCUUACUACGGCUAAGCCAUUUAAUAUGGCAAGAGUCUAUAUUGGAAAGUUGCGUAAAGAAAACGAACUAUUAUAUUUGGCAACAUAUUUAAUCAAUGUUUUAAGAGCACCAAUGCAAAGCUCCAAGGAGUCUGAAAGUUUAAAAUUUAAUUUGAAUACAGGCAGACAAAAUCAAAUAUCAAUAUGGGCUACUGAGUGUACAAUGUUGUUAUGGGAAUUAUUUCAAUGUAACAAAUCGUUCAGAAUUUUAGUCGGAGAAAGGUACUUACAUGAAUUACUAGUAAUAUUGUUGUACUACGUAUGCACUUAUCAUAAGAAUGUCAAUCAUAAAAAUUCAGUUAGAAUAUUUUCAUAUUUCAUUUUGUACUUGUCCUCAGACUACAAAAUCAUGGAUAAAUUGUUCGAACAGAUGGAUCCUACAUUUUAUGAAUCUUUACCUAAUACGUUUAAAACCAGUCCGGGGCCAGUGACUUAUAGAGAUUUCAUCGUUACUCAAAUAUGCAAGUUAUUGAUUACUAUAACGUCAGUAAGCAACAGCACAAACAAUACAAGGAAUGGACCAAACUUGCUAUUGACUACAUUGGUAGAAAUUUUAUAUAACUUAAUUCCAGUGGUUUCUAGCAAGGACAUAGAAAUGAAGGAUGAUCCAGAGAAGAAAUUAGGUAAUAAUAACCCUAGAGGUGGUCUUUCAUACGCUGCAUGUUCUUCUGUCACACAAUUGAUCUUAAAAUUCUCUAAUCGUCUGUUUUUACUAGAAGCUUCAUUCAAUGCUGAUUUGCUUGCAUUAAUAUUCCGAUCUGUAUGCACAGCCAUAAUUAAAUACCCAAAACCAUCAAGAAUGCUUUUGUUUUCAAUGUUGAAGAAUGAAAAAGUAUAUGACCAAGUUUGGAGCACAAUUUAUAGUUUCAGUACGGAAUACUUCAAUGGGGAAACACUUGUGUUGAACUCUAUAGAAGAUAAUGAAGAUGAGAACAUUAGUCCGUUGCAACAAAUUGAUUCCAAUAGAUCUGAUCAAGUAUCAAUUAAUUCUUCUAUAGAAUCAGAUGCGAAUGAAUCAAUUUUUAUGAAUAGUUUUACAAGUCCAAAGUCGAGGCAUGAUUCAAUUGCAAAUGGACAUAUACCGCCACUGACUCCCGAGUUGGAUCUUAAUUUCUUUGAAGAUGAAUCACAAGCGAUUGAUUCUGCAUUGAGACCCAAACCACCGACAGGUAUGUCUCAGAAAGCGAGGGACAAAUUACCGAAAGAAUCGCCCUUGAAAAGAUCUUGGGGUGGGAAUGAUUCUUUGAGAAUAAUAUUAACUAUAAUUAUUCCUCAUUUGAAGCUAGCCUUGAAAGAGAUUUGGUCCAGUAGAGAAGGUCCUAGCAUCGACAGUUUUUUGUUAGUCAAGUACAUCGAAUCAACUGAUUUCGAUAAAUUAAUUCAGGAGAACAAAGGGCAAUUGAAUUAUGAUUUUUUACCUACAACUCCAUUAGAACCCUUGAAAUUUAAUUGGAGCCACCUCUCUUUAGGCUGGUACAUGUCACUUUUAUUUGGUAAUAUAUAUAAUGCUGGAGAGAACGUCAAGCUAUUUACCGGAAAUAGGAAUAAAAUCAUGAAGAAUUUUUCGUCAACGUUAGUCUCCUUUAGUAAGUUUACUUCAGGCUGGACUGGUUUGAACAAGCAAGCACCAGGGACAGGUAGCGUAUCUAACGAAUCUGAUGUGGUUUCAAAUUGGGUUGAAAGUGCCCUCACCAAUACUAACCCAUGGGCUUACACAUCUAUCAAAUUGUUUAAAAUUGAACCCAUCGCCAAUGAGGGAUUUUUUGGGUCAGCUAAUACAAAAGCAGUCAAUAGCAUUAUGGCUUCUCCUGGUACCCCUGCUGGUGUAAAUGACAUGGCUAAUACUCUAGCAAGAAAAUUCAGUGAUUUCCGUAUACGAAACAAUAGUUCCUCAAGUAUAUCUUCAAUGCAUUCCACCAACUCAAUUAUAAACACUCCCAUUGAUGAACAAGAAGCAUACUUCGGUAAGUAUGUCCCCAGAAAUUCGGUUACUUCAUUGCAUUCUUUAAACACGCUAAACAGGUCAAGAACAAAUACCCCUAGGAACUCUGUCUGCAUGUAA